GGUUGUCGUCGUGAAAUCGCUCGCAAUGAGGUCGUGCGUGUCAGAUGAUUGAGUGGGUACCGUUGUUCUAUCUGUUCUUUCAUGUUUUAUUCAAGCGUGUACAGACGGAACACAGAAGAAUUAGAGAAUCAUAAGGUGCUGCCAUACCGCUGAGGGGGGCACACUGGUGCGGCCCGCCGGAUGGCCAGGAUGCAGGGCGAUGACCCGGCCUACCUGGAGGUCGGCACUGAGGUCAGCGCCAAGUACAGGGGCGCCUUCUGCGAGGCCAAGGUCCGCAAGGUCGUCAAGCAGGUCAAGGCCAAGGUCAACCUGAAGUUUAAUAUGGGUACGGUGGUGGUCGGCGAUGACCACGUGAAGGGUAGGCUGCAGGUGGGAGCCACUGUGGAGGUCAAGCACCCCGACAAGGGACAGUACUUCGAGGGCGUGGUGGCCAAGAUACUGGACACCAGUCAGUACACCGUCGUGUUCGACGACGGCGACAUCACGACGCUGCGGCGGACGUCGCUGUGCCUGAAGUCGGGCCGCCACUUCACCGAGGCCGAGUCGCUCGACCACCUGCCGCUCACGCACCCGGAGCACUUCUCCAACCCGGUUCGGCAGCGGCGACGCGGCAAGUCCAACCAGUCGGACGACUCGAGCGAGUCGGAGAGCGACUCGGACGCCGAGGGCCCACCGACCAAACGGGCGGCGCGCAAGACCGCCGACUGGCUGCACAUGGUCGGCAAAGUGGUCAGCGUCGAUAUCGACAACAACAAGAAGAAGAAGGACAACUGGUUUCCGGCGCUGGUGGUGGCGCCGACGGCGCAGAUCGACGCGCGGCGCGACUUCCUGGUGCGCAGCUUCCAGGACGGCCGCUACUACACCGUGCCCAAGAAGGAGACGUCCUCCUUCCAGCGCGACUUCGUGCCCAAGAACAACAGCAGCCUUAAGACCGCGAUCGACAAGGCGGUCCAGUACCUGGAUCGGGACGAGCUGCCGCCCCACUGGGACCGCGACGCCCUGUUCGGCACCAACGACUCGGAGACCAACGACACGGCCUCCGAUUCGGCUAGUUCGGACGAGGAGUCACGGGAGGAGAAGGACCACUUCGUGGCCCAGCUAUACAAGUUUAUGGACGACCGGGGCACGCCCAUCAACCGGGCGCCGACGGUGGGCGCGCGCGACCUCGACCUGCACAAGCUGUGGAAGGUGGUGCAGAAGCAGGGCGGCUACAACAAGGUGACCAAUCAGAAUGUGUGGAAGACGGUGGGCACGCGGCUCACGCAGGACGCCGGGAGUCCAGUGAAUACCAACUCGGUCAAGGUGGCCUACAAGAGGUAUUUGCUGCACUUCGAGGAGUUUCAGCGGAAGCUGGGCUGCACUCUGGUGUCGCACACGCGCGGCACCAAGGUGCGUGCCUCCACCGGGCGCACUCUGAUUCGCGAGCGGGACCGGACGGCCUCGAGCGGCAGUCCGGCACCAGCCCGCGCCGUCACCGGCCGCCCCGCCGCCGCCGGCCGCCGGCCGCGCCGCCCGCGAGCGCGACCGUACGCCCUCCAGUCCGGCACCGGUCGUGCCGCCGCCGCCGCGCGUAAGAAGCCGCCGGCCGCCGCCGGUGAAACGGAGAAGAAGCGGGCCGGCUCGCUGGAGCGGCGCGCCUCGCUUAAGAAAAACGACGUCAAGGACGUGAAGAAGGAGCCGCCGCCAGAGGAUCGCGAACCCAAGCAGGACGAGCUCGUCAAGGAGACCGAGACGAAGUCGAUGCGGACGCGGAACAAGGAGUCCGAGUCCGUGUCGUCGGCGUCGCCAGCGCCCAGCGACAAGUCGGACAAGACCAGCACGUCCGGCUCGGCCGCGGCCGGCGCCGGCAAGGCGCCGCGCGAGCGACGGCCCAGCUUCCGCGAGUCCAAGUCCCCUGAGACACUGCCGCCGUACGUGGACGUGCUGGUCGGCGACAAGGUGUCCGUGCUGUACAAGAUCAACUCGAAGAAGGAGAGGACCAUCUACGAGGCCAAGGUACUGCAGGUGGACUCGGCCAGCGUGCCGCGCCGCUACUACAUCCAUUAUCUCAACUGGAACAAGCGCUACGACGAGUGGGUGAAGCGGAACCGCAUCAUAGAGAACCUGAGCUGGGCCCCGACGCGCGCGCGCCGCAACAGUCGCGUCGAGACAAAGGUGGGCGGCCAUCAGCUGGCAUGA
This is a messenger RNA of Pollicipes pollicipes, 2178 nucleotides long. Its product is annotated as AT-rich interactive domain-containing protein 4B. Gene Ontology annotation, cellular component: nucleus. Lineage: Eukaryota; Metazoa; Arthropoda; Thecostraca; Pollicipedomorpha; Pollicipedidae. The coding region runs from base 181 to 2178 and encodes 665 amino acids. Gene Ontology annotation, biological process: regulation of transcription by RNA polymerase II. Gene Ontology annotation, molecular function: transcription cis-regulatory region binding. The transcript is spliced from 13 exons. The record is from RefSeq and is a predicted model, not a curated record.